GUACCUCCAAUUUGGCCAUAACCAUGAGCCGCUGCUCCGCCGUCAUUCUGCGGCCUCUUCUUCUUCGUCGGAAUCCCUCUCUCGAGUUGCUUCGUUCAAUCUCAUCGCCUCCUGCUCUAAAUGCGACACACCGACUUAUCACAAUCUCCAGCGCUGCGGCCUCUCCUUCGCCACUCCCAUCGGACAUCCGCUCAUGCAACGAGAUGCUCUCCUCUAUCGGCCGGGCGCGCGGCAUCGACGAAGCGCGCGCCCUGUUCGACCGGAUGCCCCAACGAGACCUCGUCACCUACGCCUCCAUGAUCAGCCUCUACCUCAAGGACGGCCUCCUACAGCAAGCCGAGGCUCUCUUCCGCCGGCUCCCCCGCCGGACUGUCGUCAUUGAGUCGGCCAUGAUCGACGGGUACGCCAAGGCUGGGAGACUGGAGGAGGCGCAGAAAGUGUUCGAUGCGAUGGAAGAGCGGAAUGUAGUGUCUUGGACGAGCUUGUUGUCUGGGUAUUGUCGGCUUGGACGAAUUGACGAAGCAAGGUGGAUCUUUGAUCAGAUGCCGACGAGGAAUGUCGUAUCUUGGACAACAAUGCUCCUAGGGUACGCUCGCAGUGGGCUUCUCGAGGUUGCCCGAGAGCUUUUUGAGCAAAUGCCGGAGAGAAACGUUGUGGCUUGGACAGCUAUGAUCAAGGGUUACAUAGAAAAUGGCUACAUUGACUAUGCCCGGGAGUUGUUCGACAGAAUGCCGGAGCCAAAUGUGUACACCUGGAACAUCAUGAUCUCCGGCUAUUUGGAUAGUGAUAGAGCAGAGGAUGCAAUGCAUUUGUUUCAGUUGAUGCCGUACAAGAAUACAGUUUCAUGGACAACAAUGGUUAGUGGCAUGGCUCGGAAGGGUUUGACAGUGCAAGCUUGGGAGUUGUUUGAACAAAUGCCGAUAAAAGAUAUUGCAGCUUGGAAUGCGAUGAUCACUGCUUAUGUGAACAAGGGUUUCAUGAACGAGGCAAGGAUGCUCUUUGAUUCCAUGCCAAAAAGAAAUAUAGUGACUUGGAAUGCAAUGACUGAUGGGUAUGCUAAGAAUGGCUUUAAAGAUGAAGCCAUGAGGCUUCUCAUUUGCAUGCUUCGGUCACUGGUGAAGCCAAAUGAGGCUACGCUUACUGGUAUUCUAGCCAACUCCGAUAGCAAUAUUGUAGUAAGGGAAAUUCAUGGACUAGCAAAUAGGCUUGGCUUCAACUCGAACACUUCAUUCAUGAAUGCUUUGAUAAAUUUGUACUCAAGAACUGGUGACCUGAAUUCAGCAUGGCUUACCUUUCAUGAGGUUGAAAUAAAGGAUGUCAUCUCAUGGACCGCAAUGAUACUAGCUUACUCAAACCAUGGGCACAGUGAUUAUGCAUUGGAAUUGUUUGCGCUGAUGUUGAGACAUGAAGUUAUGCCUGAUGGGAUUACUUAUCUCGGAGUGUUGUCAGCUUGUAGCCAUGCUGGCCUUGUUGAGAAGGGAAAGAAGAUCUUUGGCUCUAUGGAAAGAAUAUAUGAUUUGGAACCAACAGCAGAGCACUACUCUUGCCUUGUGGACUUGCUAGGUCGAGCUGGGCAACUUGAGGAAGCUAAGGCUAUGGUGAUGAAGAUGCCAGCAAGCAAGAGGGAUGAGGUAGUUUUGGGGGCUUUGUUGGGUGCUUGUAAGUUGCAUGAUCAGGUAGAGGAAGCAUGCAAUGUUGGUGAGGAGUUGAUUGAGUUAGACCCAUCAAGCUCAGGGGGCUAUGUCCUUCUUGCCAAUAUACAUGCUUCACAGGGGCAGUGGACCGAUGUGGCCCGUCUGAGGAAGAUGAUGAAGGAAAGGAAGGUGAAGAAAGUCCCUGGUAUCAGUCAUAUUGAGGUUAACACAAAAGAUCAUGUGUUCUUUGCUGGCGAUCGGUCGCAUCCUGAGGCAAAGCAAAUUUAUGCAAUGCUAAAAGAGGAGCUUCUCCCACAUAUGAAGGAUAUGGGCUACUCACAAUUGACUUGCUAUGAUAAACCGAUAACUAAUUAAGAUAAGUUGCUACUUUGCUAUCGAGGAGAACUGAUUGGAACAAGCUGAAAUGAGGAAGUUGCUUAAUUAGAAUGGUCCAUCUCCCAUCUAAGCUCUUAUAAAAUUCCAGGUCACCAUCAGAUAGAGAGUUCAACAGUAAGAAGAGGAAUAUUAAUCUGAGACUUGUGCAGAAUGAGUGUCCUUAUCAUACAUUGUCACUAGACAUGUGCACUCGAUCAGAAAACCAUAUUGAUGCACAAUAAUGAUGGUCCUCAACCAUGUGGCUUUAAGCUGUGAUUACUGUAUCCAAACAAAGGGACCAACCUAGCGCAUGCUGCAUGCUGCAUGCUGCAUGGUGCAGGAAAUGAACAGGAGCUUUUACGCUCUAGGAUGGUCAUGCAUUUUGACUGUGGGGGAGAUUUGACUGCUUUCUCAUGCAUGAAUGGGAGCAAAACUGUAUUGAGAUGAUAAAUCCUGCUGCAUUGAGAUUGAAAGUUUUGGUGGUAAAGACAGAAACAUUAACUGAGAAACUAGCUGUCCAUGUUUAGAGUUGUGGAGAUGUAGCAAGUCCAUAUAAGUUUUAUCACUUGAUUUUGCUUACGCAAUUGGAUCUGACAUUUACAUUAUGCUGAAUCGAAGGAUCUAGGAAUGGCGGCUGGUCCACAGAAUCUAGAAGCCGCCAAUCAUUAUUCACUGACUACUUUGG
Zingiber officinale is the source of this 2694-nucleotide messenger RNA. Its product is annotated as pentatricopeptide repeat-containing protein At4g02750-like. Gene Ontology annotation, biological process: RNA modification. Gene Ontology annotation, molecular function: RNA binding; protein binding. The record is from RefSeq and is a predicted model, not a curated record. The transcript is spliced from 3 exons. Bases 24 to 2009 code for a protein of 661 amino acids. Lineage: Eukaryota; Viridiplantae; Streptophyta; Magnoliopsida; Zingiberales; Zingiberaceae.